GGUCUGCAGAAAGCAGGCAGGGUGAGAGGCAGCUGCAGCAGCCAGGAACCCCAAAGCCAUGGGGCGCGGAAGGGACGCCAUCCUGGAGGCACUGGAGAACCUGACUGCUGAUGAGCUCAAGAAGUUCAAAAUGAAGCUGCUAUCAGUGCCACUGCGUGAUGGCUAUGGGCGCAUCCCACGAGGAACACUGAUGUCCAUGGAUGCCAUGGACCUCACUGACAAGCUUGUUAGCUUCUAUCUGGAAGGAUAUGGCAGCGAGCUCACAGCUGCUGUGCUUCGUGACAUGGGCAUGCAGGAGAUGGCAGAGCACCUGCAGGAGACCAUGCCCAAGGGUCCUGGAUCAGCACCAGCUGGAAUCAAGGCCCCUCCUCAGGUGGCAGCCAAGCCAGCACACUUUGUGGACCAACACCGAGCAGCACUCAUCCUCCGGGUUACAGACGUCGAGGGGGUGCUAGAUGCCCUGUAUGGCAAGGUCCUGACCGAGGACCAAUACCAGGCAGUGCGGGCAGAGCCCACCAACCCAGCAAAGAUGAGGAAGCUCUUCAGCUUUGUUCCAGCCUGGAACCUGGCCUGCAAGGACCUGCUCCUUCAGGCCCUAAGGGACACCCAGCCCUACCUGGUGACCGACUUGGAACAGAGCUAAGGCAGUUUUCUCAGAAGUGGCUAUAUUCAACCCCUAGCAGCUCCAGCCGAGUCAUCUCAAGUUUCUUAAUUUUUGAUACACAAUUUACAGAAAACCAA
Molecule: messenger RNA, 741 nt
Organism: Sciurus carolinensis (gray squirrel)
Lineage: Eukaryota; Metazoa; Chordata; Mammalia; Rodentia; Sciuridae
Gene: Pycard
Product: PYD and CARD domain containing
Exons: 3
Coding region: 59-643 (194 amino acids)
Biological process (GO): inflammatory response; innate immune response; regulation of apoptotic process
Source: RefSeq, a predicted model, not a curated record